CAUGACGAUGUUGUGGGUAUAUUACUACAAAUGUGUGAGCGUGUUCUCCUGCACAGAGCUGCUGACUGCCUCUGCAUCCUCAGCACUCAGGGAACAAAACCUGCGCAUGGUGCAGCACUUCGACCUGCCUUACACUGUUUUUCAUUCUUGCAGGCUUUGACUGACACUCUGACAGCUGACUGACUGGAGUGGAGUUACAGCGUCACGACGCAAGCUUUUUUUUUUUUUUUUUUUUUUGAGGGGAAUUAUGAGAAACGCGGAGCUGUGAUUUUACAUCAGAUUGACAGCUGACAAAGUGAGGAGGACAUGGAGAACAAGGCCAUGUAUCUGAGCACAUAUGAGGAGAGAGAGAACGGCUCCUUGUAUGAAGACCCCUACGAGGGACGCAACCUGUCCAAACUCAACCUGUGUGACGAAGGUUCUGCCAGGCGUCGCAGGAAGCAGGAACAGUGCUGCAGUCAUCUCAACUCCCUCUCAGCCAUCAAGUACGCCAUCGUCUCCCUCUACAUCCUGGUUCUUCUCACCAUCUUCGGACUCUGCCUGGCAGUCUCUCGUUCCCAGGUGUCUUCACAGCGCCAGGAAGUGCUGAUGGAGAACGUGACCCGGAUGUCGGAGCGCUCCCAGCAGGACCUGGGCGAGGCUUCCACUCAGGCUGACAUGUUGGAGAACAUCUGGAAGCUGGAGAACCUCUUCCAGAACCACAGUGACUGGCUGCAGAGGCUGGAGAUCCUCAUCAAGGGCCUGGAGCUGGAGCUGAGGAGUAUCCAGGCGAACUCCCUUCAGUCAGAGGGUUACCUGGUGCAGCUGGACGACAGGUUGUCCUCUCUGAGCAGCUCCGCCAGCAGGAACCUGACGAGCCUGAACGCAGAGGUGUCCAGAUCCUCCAUCUGGCUCCGCGACCACGAUGUCCUGCUCAGGGAAACCUCAGGACAAUUGAGCAGGCUCAGAGAGAAACUGGACGAGGUUAAUUGGACGGUGGGAGCUGUCAAUCAUACCUUCGCCAAUGACAUCAGUUUUCAUCAUGUGAAGAUACAAGACUUGCAGAUCCAGAUCAGCAACAUCACAGAGGACACCAGCAGUUUGUGGGUGACCCACGUCCACACGGAGGCCCAGCUGAGGAACGAGAUGGAGAUCCUCAACACGAUCGCAGAGGACCUCCGCCUGAAAGACUGGGAGCACUCCAUGGUCCUGAAGAACCUCACCAUAUUUGAAGGUCCUCCAGGGCCAAAGGGGGAGAAGGGUGAUAGUGGACCACUGGGGCCUGCUGGGGCUCCAGGGUUGUCCGGCUUGAGAGGGUUUACAGGAGAAAAAGGCAUCCAGGGUCCUCGGGGAGUCACAGGGUCCGUCGGGGUCGAUGGCGUUCAUGGAGAAAAAGGAGAAGUCGGACCUGUUGGUCCUAGAGGUGACAGAGGAGAGAGAGGAUUGAAGGGAGAGAAGGGGGAACGAGGAUUCAGAGGAGAGAAAUCAGUGGAGGAGACUCUUGUGCGGCUGGUGAACGGGUCAGGUCCUCAUGAGGGGCGAGUGGAGGUCUUCCACGAACGCCGCUGGGGGACAGUGUGUGACGACACCUGGGACAAAAAGGAUGGAGACGUGGUGUGCAGGAUGCUGGGACACCAAGGGGCCACUGAGGUGCAUAAGACGGCGCGGUUCGGACAGGGUACUGGUCUGAUCUGGAUGGACGACGUGGCAUGCACAGGGACCGAAGACACCAUCCACCAGUGUAAGUUUCCUGGCUGGGGCAAAACAAACUGCGGCCACGUGGAGGACGCUGGUGUGACCUGCACCGUCUGAACUUCUCAUACACCUGACUCUGAUGCAGCCGUGGAGUGUCUCCUUUAACUGUGCCUUUAUAUAAACUCUUAAGAAGCUACAACUUGCACAACAACUUACCAUUGGCGAGGGGUUCCUUAAAGCAGAAUGUGUUUUGUUUUUCCUCUGAAAGAAAGUGCCUUCCUUCCUGGAGAAGCCCUCCAUGAUGUGUAUGACGGAUAUCUGCAGCUUUUUUGUCACUGCAGCUUUUUUUUUUUUUGUCCUGACCGAACAUGUGAUCAUUUUUUGCUUCAAGACUGAAUCAGGAGAGCAAGGAAAUGCACAUAUUUUCAAAACUUUGCGCUUCUUUUCCAUACGAGCUGUUUUGGUGGGGAUGAUCGAUGACAGGAGUUUGCAUCGGGACAGCGUCUUAAGACCGAAGAAUGAAGAUCAAGGGUCGUCUAGAGGCUUGCGCUCCACGACGAGCUCUCAGAGGCUCAUCCAGGGUUCGCUGUUUUGAACUCUUUAGCGUAAGAAAAGCCACUUUAUCAUUCCAGAGACUUCCUUCAUCAGCUGUCGACUCACAAGAGGCUGAGAAGCUGAAAUGGCACAUAAAGAAACUUGACAAGUUUCCGUCAAUAGAAAGUGUCUUUCCUCACGGUAUUAUGUAGAUGCUUAAUAUACACCGUGCUGCUUCAUUUUAUAUCAUACAGCGCUCUACAUAGUCAGCAAACAUUUGAUGAUUUUCAGGUCAAACAGAGUUCAACUAGAGAACAUGUAGGUAAAGUUUCUUCAUAUAACAUAUUCAGCUGUCACUUUUUCACUUUAAAACACGCUCUGUGGGGUUUCAUGUAAACCAACAGAAGCUCUUUUUUACAUUCCGUGUUACUAACCAUAAACACGUCGUGUGUGUCCUUGGUGUUGGGACAAACAUGUCGGGUGCAUUAUCCUUCCACAUGACACAUUAGUUUUCUUUUAAAUCAUACGUCGUUUACUGCACGUCCACGUUUACCAGCUGGCCGCGUUUCUUCUUCUGUCUCACAUUAUGCCGCCAGCUGUCGAGCAGCCUUAAAGUGUCAAAUCAAAGGGAACGGGGCAACAGUGUCUGCAUGGUCAUGCAAAGAAACGCUUAAAAUGCUAUUACAUUGCUCCAGUGUCCUACAGUACCAGUAGUUAUAAACUCACACUGGAUGUAUUUUAAUUACUUUAUGUAGUGUUUGAAUCAUUUUUACAUUUUAUACACAGAUAGUUAUGCAUACAGGUUUGUAGAUGUAUCUCGCUCUUUCAGCUUACAAAUGACGCUUUCAUCAACCUUACCUGUGGCUACAACAGGAAGCUGUAGGAAGGUAGAGAUUAUGUAGAAUAAUAAUCGAGAAGCUCAGCACCAGCAGGACGAACACAAAGUUGAUGAAGUGGAGCAUGUUUAGCUCAGAGGUUAACUCGUUGGUCCUGCACAGAGACUAUAACACUUGGAAGUGCCUCGGAUUAGUCUCUCAUCCUCAGUCAUUUACAGCAGUGGUUCUCAACUGGUGGGUCGGGACCCAAAAGUGGGUCGUGAAUGUGUGCCUUGCAAAAAAAAAUCUGUCAAAAAAGUACAUGAUGCCCUUUUUUAAAUACAUUUUUUGGGUUCUGUCGGAUGUUUUGCACCGCCUGAGGUCCAAACUGCAAAACUUUUCAUUAAAUAAAUCUGUCUGCUUGAGAAA
Molecule: messenger RNA, 3452 nt
Organism: Labrus bergylta (ballan wrasse)
Lineage: Eukaryota; Metazoa; Chordata; Actinopteri; Labriformes; Labridae
Gene: scara5
Product: scavenger receptor class A, member 5 (putative)
Biological process (GO): iron ion transmembrane transport
Cellular component (GO): dendrite; terminal bouton; plasma membrane
Molecular function (GO): ferritin receptor activity
Source: RefSeq, a predicted model, not a curated record